CAGAACAUGACGCCGGGUAAUCCGAGAUUAUAAAAAUGCGAUUUGCGAGGCAAGAAGGUCUGCAACUGUCCUGGAAGAAAAGGACAUCCUCCUUGCCUCCAACUCCAGUUCUGCCGCCCAGCCCAGGAAAAAGCAGGCGGCCGGCAACCUCUCCGCACCCUCGUCGCGCGCCUCCUCUCCUCUCAGGAAAGAUGCCCGUGUCAAGCGUCGCAAAACCUUUGUCCUCUAAACCAAAUCCGUUCGAUUCCGACUCAGACUCUGAAUUUACCUCGAGGCGUGCAAGAGCAUCAUCUUCCAACUCAGUUGAUCCUGGCGCCAAUGGCCGAUACAAGAAUGGCUUCCGCGAUUCAGGCGGGUUCGACAACCAAUCCGUGCAAGAGCUGGAGGGCUACGUUGCACACAAGGCCGAGGAGGUCACUCAGAAAGUGAACGUCUGCCUUCGGCUCGCUGAAAACAUCAAGGAGGAUGCUACCAACACUAUGAUCGCCCUGCACAAGCAGGGUCAACAAAUGAAUAGGACCCAUGAAACCGCUGCGAACAUUGAUCAGGACCUUAGCAGGAGUGAGACACUUCUGGGAAGCCUUGGAGGGUUUUUCUCAAAAACCUGGAAGCCCAAGAAAACCAGGCAAAUAAAGGGACCAGCAGUUAUCUCGAGAGAUGAUCCCUUCAAAAGAAGGGCUAACCACCUAGAGCAGAGAGAAAAAUUAGGAUUGUCUUCAAGCCCCGUAGGGAAGUCGGAUCCUCAGAAGUAUUCUGAUCCUACCAACGCCAUGGAGAAGGUUCAGGUGGAGAAAGAUAAGCAAGACAAUGCCCUUUCUGAUCUUAGCGAUGUCCUGGGACAGCUCAAGGGCAUGGCUCUCGACAUGGGCUCAGAAAUCGAUAGGCAAAACAAAGCCAUGGACGGUCUACAAGAUGAUGUGGAGGAACUCAACUCCAGGGUGAAAGGAGCCAACCAGCGUGCACGCCGUUUGCUUGGGAAAUAAUAUUGCCUCGAAAAUGUAUGAGUGCAGUCUUGGUAUGUGAGGUUGCAGAAUCAAAACAUGGCUGCUGCUGCUGCCGCUGCCUUGCUAAGCAUACCCUUGUAACUUCUCUUGGGAAGGAAAAGUAUCCUUGCAAGUUGCAACAUUGCCCCCAAAAUACGUAUGUGGUGCACACAUAUAAUCAUCUAUUUUCCAUAGUUUGUGAUCAACCAAAUUGCUCAGAGAUUUUGAAAGCAACAUCAACUAUCUGUAUUUGUACAAAGAUUUGUAGUUUUCUGUCUUUCGAAAUUCAACAUAGAAAAACCCUCGGCUUUCCA
Aegilops tauschii subsp. strangulata is the source of this 1297-nucleotide messenger RNA. RefSeq names its product SNAP25 homologous protein SNAP32. Lineage: Eukaryota; Viridiplantae; Streptophyta; Magnoliopsida; Poales; Poaceae. Gene Ontology annotation, cellular component: plasma membrane; SNARE complex. The record is from RefSeq and is a predicted model, not a curated record. Gene Ontology annotation, molecular function: SNAP receptor activity.